This is a messenger RNA of Grammomys surdaster, 2153 nucleotides long. It is a transcript of the gene Eefsec, whose product is annotated as eukaryotic elongation factor, selenocysteine-tRNA specific. The record is from RefSeq and is a predicted model, not a curated record. The coding region runs from base 62 to 1813 and encodes 583 amino acids. Gene Ontology annotation, molecular function: GTPase activity; GTP binding; translation elongation factor activity. Gene Ontology annotation, biological process: selenocysteine incorporation. The transcript has 7 exons. Lineage: Eukaryota; Metazoa; Chordata; Mammalia; Rodentia; Muridae.
GGCUUAGCAGGCGGACCGCGGGGGCUGGCGCUCAGGCGACGGCGUGAGAAGCGGCGGCGGGAUGGCGGGCCGGCGGGUAAAUGUGAAUGUGGGCGUGCUGGGUCAUAUCGACAGCGGCAAGACAGCCCUGGCGCGGGCACUGAGCACUACGGCCUCCACCGCUGCCUUCGACAAGCAGCCGCAGAGCCGCGAGCGGGGCAUAACGCUCGAUCUGGGCUUCUCCUGUUUUGUCGUGCCGCUGCAGGGCGCUGAACCCGGGACUAGUGACACGCUGCUGCAGGUCACGCUGGUCGACUGCCCCGGGCACGCCUCCCUCAUCCGGACCAUCAUUGGCGGUUCCCAGAUCAUUGAUUUGAUGAUGCUCGUGAUUGAUGUGACCAAGGGAAUGCAGACACAGUCCGCAGAGUGCCUUGUGAUUGGCCAGAUCGCCUGCCAGAAGCUGAUUGUGGUGCUGAACAAAAUAGACCUGUUAGCAGAAGGGAAGAGACAGGCAGCAAUUGACAAAAUGACCAAGAAAAUGCAGAAGACUCUUGAGAACACCAAAUUCCGGGGUGCACCGAUUAUUCCCGUGGCAGCCAAGCCUGGGGGACCAGAAGCCCCUGAAACGGAAGCUCCACAGGGCAUCUCAGAACUCAUUGAGCUCCUGAAGUCUCAGAUUUCCAUCCCAACAAGAGACCCCUCUGGACCAUUCCUUAUGUCUGUGGACCACUGCUUCUCCAUCAAGGGUCAGGGCACCGUGAUGACUGGGACUAUCCUCUCAGGCACUAUCAGCCUCGGGGACAGUGUGGAGAUCCCUGCCCUCAAGGUGGUGAAGAAAGUGAAGUCCAUGCAGAUGUUCCAUACACCUGUCACCUCUGCCAUGCAAGGAGACCGACUGGGCAUCUGUGUCACCCAGUUUGACCCCAAGCUGUUGGAGCGUGGGCUGGUAUGUGCACCUGAGUCUCUGCACACCGUUCAUGCAGCCCUCAUCUCUGUGGAAAAGAUCCCUUACUUCCGGGGACCCCUGCAGACCAAGGCCAAGUUCCAUAUCACAGUGGGCCAUGAGACAGUCAUGGGCCGCAUGCUGUUUUUCAGCCCUGCUCCUGACAACUUUGACUUGGAGCCCAUGCUAGAUUCCUUCGACCUUUCCCGAGAAUACCUCUUCCAAGAGCAGUACCUGUGCAAGGAUUCCAUGCCCACAGCCACAGAAGGUGAUGAUGAGGCAGACACAAAAGCAGGCCACUCCCCAGGGGGCCACUGCCCCCGGCAGCAGUGGGCCCUGGUAGAGUUUGAGAAGCCAGUCACCUGCCCCCAACUCUGCUUGGUGAUUGGCUCCAGACUAGAUGCCGACAUUCACACCAACACAUGCCGGCUGGCCUUCCAUGGUGUCCUACUACAAGGGCUGGAGGACAAGAACUACACAGAGAGCUUCCUGCCAGCACUGAGGGUUUACAAGCUGAAGCACAAGCAUGGCCUUGUGGAGCGGGUAAUGGAUGACUACAGCGUGAUUGGACGUUCCCUGUUCAAAAAGGAAACCAACAUCCAGCUCUUUGUGGGGCUUAAGGUGCAGCUGUCCACAGGGGAGCAGGGUAUCAUCGACAGUGCCUUCGGUCAAAGUGGCAAGUUCAAGAUCCACAUCCCUGGUGGCCUCAGCCCUGAGUCCAAGAAGAUCCUGACACCUACACUCAAGAAGCGGGGCAGGGCUGGCCGUGGGGAGACCACCAAGCAAGAGGAGAGCACUGAGCGGCCAGAGCCCAUACAGCCUGUGACACUCAACCUGUCUUUCAAGCGCUAUGUCUUUGACACCCAGAAGCGCAUGGUACAGACUCCCUGAAUGAACCAUCCUGCCUAGCUGCAAGCCAGACCACAGUGCCAGAUGCCCCCAGACAUACCUCAACCUCCCCAGUCCUGUAGUCAGUCAGCCCAUCCCACUGCCAUCUGCACUGUUAUUGAGCCCCAUUAAGAAAACCUGGGGAAAGUGAAGAACAGUGCCUAGAGGGCCUGCCACUGCAUCCCUACACCCACCCAGGAUAGCAACUAGGCCCUCUAGGAAAGGGCCUUAGUGGAGCCAGCAGCCUGUCUUCCCCAGUUAGAGUGUGUGCAGCCACUCAGCCCUGCCCAACAAGCUGGCACUCUCCAACUGGAAAUAAACAUCCCAUAUGUGACCUAGUCUA